This is a messenger RNA of Aspergillus steynii IBT 23096, 522 nucleotides long. RefSeq lists its product as uncharacterized. The transcript is spliced from 2 exons. The record is from RefSeq and is a predicted model, not a curated record. NCBI's taxonomy places the organism in Eukaryota, Fungi, Ascomycota, Eurotiomycetes, Eurotiales, Aspergillaceae. The coding region runs from base 180 to 515 and encodes 111 amino acids.
CCUUUGUGAAAACUUCCAUUCACUUUUUCAAACCAGCAGCCUGCUGUCGUCUACCUUAACUGCAUCACCCCCUCAUCCCCCUCUUCUCACUUUCAAACUUCCUCCACCACUCUCCCAUUACUCUCCGCACUGGGAAUUUCUGUCGAAAACGUACGCAACUUUCUCAGUCAUCCACGACAAUGGCGCCAGCCAGCAAGAGCAAUGAGAGCCUCAUGUUUCUCUUCAUCUGCGUGAGCAAUCUCAAAGACAACGCUAUCGACUUCAAUGCUGUCGCUGCCGCAACGAACCUCAAGAUCACAGCCGCGCGCAUGCGUUACUACCGCCUCAAGAAGCAGCUUGAGGGAGAGCUUGUCGAUGGCAAGUUGGAUCUCACCAAGGCGGCAGCUGAUAACUCUGAGUCUACUGAGGCUGCCGCGGCCCCUGCUAUGGAUUCAGCCUCUACCCCUGCGCCCGCUAAAAAGCAGCGUGGAGCGAAACGCAAGAAGACCGUGGUCAAGGAGGAGAACGCCGACUAGUAAGAGC